AUGGUGGAUUCCGAUGAGACUAGUCACGGCGUCAACAUCAUCUGCGAGGAAUCAGUACGCUACUCCUUCGUCAGCCACCUCGCCGCCGCUCUACGCCGCCAAGGCAUCUCUGUCUCCGUUUUUACGGAUUCAGAUCCCGAUGAUCAGAAUCAGGGAGCUAGGGUUUCGGUGGUCGUUUUCUCCCAGACCUACGCGCUCUCCGUUCCUUGGUUUGAUAAGGUUAUCGAGCGUGGGAGGAACAACAGCUCUGUAAUGGUUCCGGUGUUCUACGGCAUUGCUCCAUCGGAUGUGAACCCAAAUUACGAUUGGCUGCGAAUCGGGAAUUUUGCAGGCCUUCACCAAAUCAGGAACUCAAGCAAUAUGAUUCAAAGCGACUCUGAUCUCGUGGAACAGAUAGUUAGAGAUGUUAAUGGGGAGCUCUCUUCUACAGAACGAAUUGGAAUUUACUCGAGGCUACUGGAGAUUGAAAACCUACUUUGCGAGCAGCCUUGGGGCGUCCGAACCUUAGGAAUAUGGGGCAUGCCCGGGAUAGGGAAGACGACACUUGCUAAAGCAGUCUUUGAUCAGAUGUCUAAUGACUAUGAUGCUUCUUGCUUCAUCGAGAACUUUGAUGAAUCACUUCAUAAGGUGGGACCUUACCGGUUGCUUGAAGAAAAGAUUGGUAAAAUUCUGGAAGAGAAGUUUGGCGUAAGCGGUUCUUACAUCGCAAGACUGAACCUCCUUGAGGAAAAAUUAUGCGAUACAAGGAUUCUUGUUGUUUUAGAUGAUGUGCAGGAUUCUCUGGCUGCAGAGUCGUUCCUUGGAAGGCUUGAUUUGUUUGGUCCUGGAAGCCUCAUAAUCAUAACGUCCAGAUAUAAACAAGUGUUUGCUCCUUGUCAGGUCAAUCACAUAUACAAGGUUCAGGGUUUAAAUGAGCACGAGGCUCUACAACUAUUCUCCCAAAGUGCUUUUCAAAAAGAUGUGCCAGAGCAGAAUGACAGGGAACUAUCAGUAAAGGUGAUCGACUAUGCUGAUGGAAACCCAUUAGCUCUCCGUAUUUAUGGCCGAGAGCUGAAAGGGAAGAAUGCACUUGGUGACAAUGAGAAGUAUAUCUUCGUGGACAUUGCUUGUUUCUUUAAGGGAGAGAAUGUGGACUAUGUAGUGCAACUACUUAAUGGUGGUGGUUACUUUCCACGCGUUGGAAUAGAUGUUCUUGUGGAGAAGUGUCUGGUGACUAUAUCCGAAAACACAUUGCAGAUGAAUGAACUGAUCCAAGACAUCAUCCUAGGAAUCAUCAAUGGUGAUAGAAUACAGAUGGAGAGGUGCGCCACACUGUGGCAACCUUCCAGCAUCAGAUAUCUACUAGAAGUUGAUGAACUCAAAGCAAAUGGAGAACCCAAAGAAACUCCUAAGUGUGUUCUGGCUGCUGAAGACGUCGAAGGUGUAUCUCUGGACACAUCAAACUUGAUAUUUGAUGUCAAUCCUGAUGCCUUCAAGAAUAUGUUUAGUCUGAGAUUCCUGAAGGUAUACAACUCUUACUCUAAAAAUGUUUCUGGACUCAACUUUCCCAAGGGACUCAAUUCUCUGCCUUGUGAGCUAAGGCUCCUCUACUGGGAGAACUAUCCUUUUGAAUCCUUGCCUCAAGGUUUUGACCUCCGGGAACUUGUCGAACUCAAUAUGCCUUACAGCCAGCUUAAGAAACUCAGGGCUAGAACCAAGAACCUCGAAAAGUUGAAGAGGAUCAGGCUUUGUCAUUCCCAGCAGCUAAUAAAAUUUAGCAUACAUGGAUAUGCUCAAAAUAUCGAGCUGAUUGAUCUCCAAGGAUGCAGAAAUAUUAAAAUUGUCCCAGGGCUUCCACCAAAUAUUGAGGAAUUAUAUCUCCAGGGAACUAGCAUAGAAGAGAUAUCAAUAUCCACUGUGACCCACUUCUCCCAAGUUAAGCCAAACUGCAAGGAACUUAUGAAUCAUCUAAAAUACUUUCCGGGUUUUGAGCAUAUCGAUUUGGAAAGCGUAACAAAUCUGAUUAAAGUUAGCUCAUAUAAUCAAGGUAUUGACAAGCUUGUCCGCUUGGAUAUGAAAGAUUGUUUUAAUUUGCAAAGUCUGCCUGACAUGUUCAAUUUAGAAUCUCUCCAAGUUCUUGAUCUAUCUAGCUGUUAUAGGCUUGAGAAAAUUAAGGGUUUCCCAAGAAACAUGAAGGAGCUUUAUCUUGCUGGAACAGCCAUACGAGAAUUGCCAAAGCUUCCCGAAAGCCUAGAAUUUUUGAAUGCUCAUAAUUGUGACCAUUUGAAGUCAGUUUGUUUAGAUUUUGAGCAGCUUCCGAGACACUACACGUUCAGUAAUUGCUUUAGUUUGUCUUCGGAAACGACUGUUGGAUUUAUGGAGAACGGUCUGACUAGAGGAAUUAGGUUAGUCGGACAACAAAAUCAGGAACACAUAAAAGCACCUGCAUUCAACAUCUGUUUUCCUGCAGAUGUGUGUCCGUGGUCUUCCUUUCAUUCGCAAGGAGCAGGUUCAUCUGUUACGGUAGACCUUGCUCCUUAUGAGCGAAAGGAUCUCUCAGGUUUUGCUAUGUCAGUUGUAGUAUCAUUUCAGGAUGAUUGCCACAAUACCUUGGGCUUUGGUAUUAGGUGCAUAUGCCUAUGGGAGACCAAGAAAGGCCAGUUUGAUAGAAAAGAGAGAGUUUUUAAGUGUUGGGAUCCGACAGAAGCUCCAAGAGUUGAAAGGGAUCACCUAUUUGUCUUGUAUGAUGCCGAAAUGCAUCCAGGUGUUGGUGAAAGAAUGGAUCAAAAUAUGUCAGCUGAGAAACUCAUAUUUGAAUUCCAGACAGUGAGUGGGGAAAACAUGCUUUUAGGUGCUAAUUGCGUGGUGACAGAAUGUGAUGUUAAGGUAAUUAUGGAUUCAAAAGGUGAUACAAGUUUUGGUGCAAUUUCAAGGGAAAAUGAGGAUAUAAGUAAUACUGAGGAGCUUCCUCCUCCUUUGCCCAAAAAGCAAGAGUCAAAGAUUUGUUCUCCUCCAUCCAGCAAGCCACAAAAGCUUUCUACUGUGCCUAGUAAGGUAAAAUCUAAGCGCAAUGUGUUGUCGAGGUGGGUGGGUUGUGUUCCGCGGGUGAGGAAAAUUAAAAGAGACAACCACAAAGGGAUAACAGAUCAAGAAAAUCUUGCCAAGGCUACUAAGGAUAGUUUAAAGGACAAAGGCAAAGGAAAGCAAUUUGAAGAUGAACAAUUGAAAAAGGAUGAACGGCUUGCUGCGAUUGUUCAGGAGAGUCUAAACCUGGUAGAUUCUCCGUUGGAUGAAGACGAACAGCUUGAUAAGAUUAUCCGGGAGAGUUUGAAGGGGAAAGGCCAAAUAAAACAAUUCAAAGAUGAGGUGGAAGACGAUGAGAAGCUCCCAAAGGUGAAUCCUCCUCGCAGCAUGUGUGGUGGUUGCAACUCUGAGAUUGAACAUGGAAGAUCUGUGGAUGUCUUAGGUGUUCCUUCGCAUCCUGAGUGUCUCUGGUGUGAUGCUUGCCACAAACCAAUUGCUAUACACGAGGUUGAAAACCAUGUACGAAAAGAAUCCUUCUUUUCAAAGUGCUCGGUUUCAAACUCAAGAGGCAAGUUUCACAAAUCCUGCUAUCAGCAGUACUGCUAUGUCUGCAAAGAGAAAGUGAAGAUUAGAAUGUUCAAUCAACAUCAUUUCUGGAAGGAGAGCUACUGCCCUGCUCAUGAAUCUGAUGGAACUCCCAAGUGUUGCAGUUGCGAGAGGUUACAGCCUAGGGGAACAAACUUUGUGAUCUUUAGUGAUCGUCGGCAGCUAUGUCUAGAAUGUAUGGAUUCAGCGGUUAUGGAUUCUUACGAAGUCCAGCCUCUGCACUUUGAAAUCCGUGAAUACUUCAAAGCCUUAAACAUGAAGAUUGAGAAAGAAUUUCCUGUUCUUUUGGUAGAGAAACAAGUGCUGAAUGGAGCUGAGAAAGAAGAGAAGAUUGACAAUCAGUAUGAGUUGGUCACCAGAAGCAUUUGCCUGUCUGAAGCCCAGACCGUCACAAGUGUAAGCACUGGUACCGCUUAA
Messenger RNA from Arabis nemorensis, 4026 nucleotides. Lineage: Eukaryota; Viridiplantae; Streptophyta; Magnoliopsida; Brassicales; Brassicaceae. The record is from the annotation of a GenBank genome assembly.